This is a messenger RNA of Solanum dulcamara, 1096 nucleotides long. RefSeq lists its product as uncharacterized. The coding region runs from base 123 to 746 and encodes 207 amino acids. NCBI's taxonomy places the organism in Eukaryota, Viridiplantae, Streptophyta, Magnoliopsida, Solanales, Solanaceae. The transcript has 2 exons. The record is from RefSeq and is a predicted model, not a curated record.
GUUUCUUACCAUUUUGGUCAUUUUCUGUAUACUUUAUGGUCUUCAACCCUAGAGGUGCAGAGAAUCAGAAAAACCAGAUCUCGAGAGAGAGAGAGAGAGUAGCAAAGUGAGAAAUAUUAACAAUGAGUUGUCCAAAGAAGGAAUCUGAUAGUUCCACAAAUUCAGUUGAAGAUGAUCAGAUCCGGCGAGCCAAACUGCAAAUACAAUUUCACGGUAUCAGAAGGGAAGAUUUUCAGACCAUUGAAGCCUAUGUGAAAAUAUUGAAAUCGGUAGCCGAUUCUCUAGCAGAAAUGGACAGUCCAAUCUCAGAUGCAGACAUGGUGCUGCAACUUCUUGCUGGUUUGCCUACUCAAUACUUUCCCCUCAAAAAUACAAUAUCAUCAAGGUGUCCUCUCCCCAAUUUUGAAGAGGCUUGUUCCAUGUUGCACAUGCAAGAGGACAUAUUAUUAAAGGAUCCUGAGGAAAAAAAUAGAACUGAUCCUGGUGUUAUUGGUGCAGAGCAAUCGUCUUCAGUCGAUAAAAUCUUUUAUGUAGUGGAUACAUUGGGUACUCUCUUAGAUACAGGGCGUACAGUCCGUACUGUCUUCGCUGUAGCUGGUACAUUGGGACUGGGUGCUGUCUUCGCUGGUCCAUUAAGUGCUGCCGUUGGUACAGUUGCUACUGUGGGUGCAUCCAGGAUGAUUGUAUUUGGUGCAGUAAGUGCGGUGGCUGGCUGGAAAAUUUCGCAAAUGCUCCCUCGCAAGUAAUUAAUCGGGUUGAUUUCUUUCUAUGGUCAUUUAAUUGAUACUUAUUAUCUAAUUAAGUCUUUUUUCUUUCGCGAAUUCUGUUUAAAGUUUGUCUUGAGAUGUAUGAUAUGCAACAUGAUGUGUAUUUUGAUUUUCCUUUCCAGGUGUGUAUGGUAUAGAGGUAUAUUUUUUGGUUAAGGAUCAACUACUCUCCAUAAGAGCCACAAAAAUUAGUUAAAAGUCAAUAGUCUUAGAUUGAUGUCUCGAUCAAACUUCGACUUACGUGUAUUCACAUUUCAUACAAACAUCAGUGAGAAAUGUAAAUAAUACAAGAAGGGAAUAUCAAUCAAGAAAAACUAUAAUUGUGUUGA